AUGGUUCAUUUAGGUCCAAAGAAACCACAAGCUAGAAAGGGUUCCAUGGCUGACGUUCCCAAGGAACUGAUGGAUGAGAUUCAUGAACUGGAAGACAUGUUUACUGCCGACAGCGAAACCUUAAGAAAAGUGGUUAAACACUUCAUCGAUGAAUUGAAUAAAGGUUUGACCAAGAAGGGUGGUAACAUCCCAAUGAUUCCAGGUUGGGUCAUGGAAUUCCCAACAGGUAAGGAGUCUGGGGACUAUUUGGCUAUUGAUUUGGGUGGUACCAACUUGAGAGUCGUGCUGGUCAAAUUGAGUGGUAAUCACACCUUUGACACCACACAAUCCAAAUAUAAACUGCCACAUGACAUGAGAACCACGAAGCAUCAGGAGGAGUUGUGGUCAUUCAUUGCUGACUCUUUGAAAGACUUUAUGGUUGAACAAGAAUUACUAAACACUAAGGAAACCUUGCCACUAGGUUUCACUUUCUCAUAUCCCGCUUCUCAGAAUAAAAUUAACGAAGGUAUUUUGCAAAGAUGGACCAAGGGUUUCGACAUUCCAAACGUUGAAGGCCAUGAUGUUGUCCCAUUGCUACAAAAAGAAAUAUCCAAGAGGGAAUUACCAAUUCAAAUUGUAGCAUUAAUUAAUGAUACUGUUGGUACUCUGGUUGCCUCCUACUACACUGACCCAGAAACUAAGAUGGGUGUGAUUUUUGGUACUGGUGUUAACGGUGCCUUUUAUGAUGUUGUUUCUGAUAUCGAGAAGUUGGAAGGUAAACUAGCGGACGACAUUCCAAAGGAAUCUCCAAUGGCUAUCAAUUGUGAAUAUGGUUCCUUCGAUAACGAACACUUGGUCUUGCCAAGAACAAAGUACGAUGUUGCUGUUGACGAACAAUCUCCAAGACCAGGCCAACAAGCCUUUGAGAAAAUGACCUCUGGUUACUACUUGGGUGAAUUGCUACGUUUAGUGUUGGUUGAAUUGAACGAAAAGGGUCUGAUGUUGAAGGGUCAAGAUUUAACCAAAUUGAAGCAACCAUACAUCAUGGACACUUCUUACCCAGCAAGAAUUGAAGACGAUCCAUUUGAAAACUUGGAAGACACAGAUGACAUCUUCCAAAAGGACUUUGGUAUCAAGACUACCUUACCAGAACGUAAAUUGAUCAGAAGACUUUGUGAAUUGAUUGGUACCAGGGCUGCUAGAUUGGCUGUUUGUGGUAUCGCUGCUAUUUGCCAAAAGAGAGGCUACAAGACUGGUCACAUUGCUGCCGAUGGUUCUGUGUACAACUUGUACCCAGGCUUCAAAGCGGCUGCAGCCAAGGGUCUAAGAGAUAUCUAUGGGUGGACUGGUGAUGCCAACGAAGACCCGAUCAAGAUCGUUCCAGCUGAAGAUGGUUCCGGUGCAGGUGCUGCCGUUAUUGCCGCAUUGUCCGAAAGAAGAAUUGCCGAAGGUAAGUCUCUUGGUAUCAUUGGCGCCUAA
Messenger RNA from Saccharomyces mikatae IFO 1815, 1458 nucleotides. RefSeq names its product hexokinase 1 (gene HXK1). Gene Ontology annotation, molecular function: mannokinase activity; D-glucose binding; ATP binding. The record is from RefSeq and is a predicted model, not a curated record. Gene Ontology annotation, cellular component: mitochondrion; cytosol. Gene Ontology annotation, biological process: glycolytic process; glucose 6-phosphate metabolic process; intracellular glucose homeostasis. The coding region runs from base 1 to 1458 and encodes 485 amino acids. Lineage: Eukaryota; Fungi; Ascomycota; Saccharomycetes; Saccharomycetales; Saccharomycetaceae. The transcript has a single exon.